AUGUCGAUGUCUUCUGAGCUAGCGGCGGGUAUAGAGGAAGAUGAUCUCCGUUUUAAUAAUUUAUCGACGAUACAAAAAGCCAAGGCAUCGCUUACCAGCUUGUCACCGAAGAGUAGCGAAGACAUAACGUUAUUACAAAGAAUGAUUAGUGCAUGUCUGGGAUCGUUCGUGACAUCUUUAGUAGUUACACCAUUCGAUGUUGUGAGGAUUCGUAUUCAACAACAAGAAAUUUUGCCUAUUAGUAAACCAUGUUGUGAAGUGCAUUUCCCGGCGGAUGUAAUAGCGAAGCAUAAAUCAACGGCCGGAAUGCCACCAGAAUUAUUUUGGUUAUCUCAAAACUAUUGUAAGGGUGCCGAAAACUGUUUUAAAAUCACGUCGACGUUUCAGGGAUUUUCAACUAUCAGCAAACAUGAAGGAAUAUUUACAUUGUGGAGAGGACUUUCUCUUACAUUGUUUAUGACAAUUCCUUCAAACAUCAUAUAUUUUACGGGAUAUGAGUACAUAAGAGAUAAUUCACCAUUAAAGUCAUAUAUACUAAACCCAUUAGUUUGUGGAUCUUGUGCAAGAGUCAUGGCAGCGACUUUUGUUGCUCCUAUAGAAUUACUAAAAACCAGAUUGCAAUCUAUUCCUUCUGACAAACUGGCUAAUCCAAAAAUCUUAUCCAAUCUAUUCAAGGAUCUGUAUUCGAUAGUGAAACAGAAGGGUAUGGGAACCUUAUUCAGAGGGUUAAAAAUUACAUUAUGGAGAGAUGUACCGUUUUCUGGAAUUUAUUGGUCGUGUUACGAGCUAUUCAAAGAUAAAAUAAGUACGGUACUCAACGCCGAUUUUCAGAAGUCUAACAUAGCAGAGCCUGUUGAGGAUUGGAAAAUCUUUGCUACGAGUUUUAUAUCAGGAUCAUUAUCGGGAACAAUCGGAGCAUUUUGCACCCACCCUUUUGAUGUCGGGAAGACAAGGUUACAAAUUACAAGUGAACAAGUUGGCAAAGAAACAACCCAUAAGAGACCCUCGAUGUUCAAAUUCUUAACUACAAUUUAUAAACAAGAAGGAUUAAGAGCUUUAUAUAGUGGAAUAGGCCCUCGUGUCUUAAAGAUUGCUCCAUCGUGUGCAAUUAUGAUUUCAUCAUAUGAGAUAGGUAAAAAAUUUUUUAGAAGUGGUAAUAGAAACUAG
Messenger RNA from Debaryomyces hansenii CBS767, 1167 nucleotides. It is a transcript of the gene MTM1, whose product is annotated as Mtm1p. The transcript has a single exon. Gene Ontology annotation, biological process: mitochondrial transmembrane transport. The record is from RefSeq and is a predicted model, not a curated record. NCBI's taxonomy places the organism in Eukaryota, Fungi, Ascomycota, Pichiomycetes, Serinales, Debaryomycetaceae. The coding region runs from base 1 to 1167 and encodes 388 amino acids.